UGGGAGCGCGCGGGCGGGUGCUGGACGCCUCCGCCGUCCCCGCCGUCCCCGCCGUCCCCGCCGUCCCCGCCGCCGCCGCCGCCGCCCCUCGCCUUCCCUCCCCUGGCAGGGCCGCCUUUCCCUGUCUCAGCCCCGCGAGGCUCCACAGCCGCGUCGCCGUUCCCCUGGCAGCCAACCGCUCGCCGAGCGGCGCGUCUGGACGCCCGAGUCUGCAGAGCACCGGGCGUCGCAGCGUUCGCACACCGCCCGGGGCCGUCCCGGCGCCCCGGCUCCCCUCGCUCCUCCCCUCCUGCCCCACCCUGCAUCCCUCUCGCGGCGGGUUCCAGGCUGCUCAGCCUUGAGAUUGACACUGCGUUGCGUUCUGUCCCCCGAACCGCAGCUGGAUCCCUUACACUCGCCUACCAGCGCCAAGCAGCUGGCUUGGGCACCCAGUAGGAGUUCACCUGCAGGUUUCCCUAGAUGACGGAUAAACAUUCAUACCGUCUGAAGAACAUCUGUGGAAACCUUGACCAUGGCAUCAGUAUCGGAGCCUGUAACAUUCCGAGAAUUCUGUCCUUUGUACUAUCUCCUCAAUGCCAUUCCCACAAAGAUCCAGAGAGGCUUUCGCUCUAUUGUGGUCUACCUCACAGCCCUGGAUACCAACGGAGACUACAUUGCGGUGGGCAGCAGCAUCGGCAUGCUCUACCUGUACUGCCGGCAUCUCAACCAGAUGAAGAAGUACAACUUCGAAGGGAAGACAGAGUCCAUCACUGUGGUGAAGCUGCUGAGCUGCUUUGAUGACCUUGUAGCAGCGGGCACCGCCUCCGGGAGGGUUGCCGUUUUCCAGCUCGUUUCUUCAUUGCCUGGGAGGAACAAGCAGCUUCGAAGAUUUGAUGUUACUGGUGUUCAUAAGACCAGCAUCACAGCUCUGGCGUGGAGCCCCAAUGGGAUGAAGCUGUUCUCUGGAGAUGACAAAGGGAAGAUCGUCUACUCCUCUCUUGAUCUAGACCAGGGUAUCUGCAACUCCCACCUUGUGUUAGAAGAGCCGUCCUCCAUUGUGCAGCUGGACUACAGCCAGAAAGUGCUGCUCGUGUCCACCUUGCAGAGAAGCCUGCUCUUUUACACAGAAGAGAAGGCUGUCAAGCAGAUUGGAUCCCAACCAAGGAAAAGUACUGGGAAAUUUGGUGCUUGUUUUAUACCAGGACUGUGUAAGCAAAGCGAUCUGACCCUGUAUGCAGCCCGACCUGGGCUCCGGCUGUGGAAGGCUGAUGUCCAUGGGACCGUUCAAGCCACAUUCAUCCUCAAGGAUGUCUUUGCUGGAGGAGUCCCGCCUUUCGAGCUCUACCCUCGUCUGGAGCCCUCUGACGGGGGAAGCUGCAGCUCACCUGAGAAACACCUGGGGCUCGUUUCCUGCUUCUUCCGAGAAGGCUGGGUGUUGAGCUGGAACGAAUACAGUAUCUACCUUCUGGACACUGUCAAUCAGGCCACAGUUGCUGGUUUGGAAGGACUGGGUGAUAUUGUGUCUGUCUCCUGCACAGAAAACGAAAUAUUUUUCCUAAAGGGAGAUAGGAACAUUAUAAGGAUUUCAAGCAGACCUGAAGGACUCACAUCCAUAGUGAGAGACGGUCCAGAGAUGACAAGAUGCUCAGAGCAGGUCCGUGGGCAGCAUCUGGAGAAGUCACUGGGGGCCACAGUUUGUGAGACAAGGCUUCGAGGCUCUUCUGUGGCCAGUUCUGUGGCCAGUGAGCAACGAAGCAGGAGCAGUUCACUGAACUCCACGGACAGUGGCUCUGGGUUGCUGUUGCCUGGAUUUCAGGCUACCCCUGAGCUGGGCCAGAGUGGUCAGCCAUCCUCACAGAGAUUCAGUGUCAUCAGCUCUGAAGACUUUGACCAGGAGCUUAUUGUGAAACCUAUCAAAGUGAAGAAGAGGAGGAGGAAGAGAAAGACAGAAGGUGGAAGCAAGAGCACCUGCAACAGUUCCCUCGAGUCAACUCCCUGCUCCGAGCUCCCUGCUGACAGCCCCCAGUCCAUGACCUCAAGUGUUCUGGGCAGUAGUGUGGAUCAGUUGAGCACAGAAUCUCCUGACCAGGAGAGCAACCCCAGUGGUGAGGUGGAUGGGAUCACACGGGAGAGCAAUGGCCCCGAAGCGUUCCAUGUCCUGGAGGUCCCUGGCCCUGGCCCUGACCCAGUGGAUGAAGAAAAUCUCACUAGGAAGGAAGCUUCCCAGUGUGACCACACACAGGACACAGACCUGCUCAGCGGAGUGUUGACGCUACCCUUGCAGCCAGAGGACGAUGUGGAAGCUGCUGACAUCAUCUCAGGCCUUGAAGAGGAGCCUGGUCCUGCUGCUGAUACUGCAGUACAUUCAGAGUUAUGCCUGCAGGGACAGAACAGCUCUCCUAAGGAGCAGGAGGCAGACGCCAUGGAGGUCUGUGACCCCCAGAGCACUUUUUCUGAAGCCCCUCUUCUGAACUCAAGUAUGCCGCCUUCCAUUCUCAGCUGGCCCCCAGGUGCUGAGCAGUGGCUGCCUGGGAUUGGAGUCUAUGAGGUCAGCACUGAGGAGGCCAGCCCAGAAGCAGACAUCCUGAGCCAGGUGGAGGUCCCUAGCCACCUGAGCGCAAAUCCUAACACAGGUCAGAAGGAAACAUCUACUUUUGAAUGUGACAUGGGAAAUGCGGAAGUACAGAUGACUCCUCUUGCCUCUGCCUCGGUGGCCAGCACCCAUGCACAUUGGCUGGACCAACCUUUCCAGGAUCAGGCAGUGACAUCCAGUGAUGAGGAAGACAUUUAUGCCCACGGACUCCCAUCUUCAUCCUCAGAGACAAGUGUCACAGAGCUUAGAGCUGGUCACUCUCUGCAGGACCUGAGCCAGCCAGGUGCUGAGGACACCACACUGCUCAAGGCAGAUCAGUUUGCAGAGAGCUGGAUGGGCUACUCGGGUCCUGGCUAUGGCAUCCUCAGCUUGGCGGUCUCGGAAAAGUUUCUCUGGUGCCUGGACUACAAAGGUGGCCUGUUCUGCAGUGCCCUGCCUGGUGCAGGGCUGCGCUGGCAGAGGUUUGAAGAUGCCGUCCAGCAGAUGGCAGUCUCUCCCUCAGGGGCUCUUCUCUGGAAGAUUGAACAGAAAUCCAACCGUGCUUUUGCUUGUGGCAAAGUCACCAUCAAGGGGAAGCGGCACUGGUACGAGGCUCUGCCCCAGGCUGUGUUUGUGGCCCUGAGUGAUGACACAGCCUGGAUCAUCAGGACCAACGGAGAUCUGUACCUUCAGACAGGUAGUCGAAGGCCACGUACAUUGUCCUUGUCACUUGCUGAAUCCGAAGCUAGUCACAUUCUGAGACCAGUCACAGGAUGCAGAGAUCGAAAACCAAGUCUCAGUGUGGAUCGGCCCUGUGCCCGAGCUCUGAAGGUGGACUGUCCCUACCCACUGUCCCAGAUCACAGCCCGGAACAGUGUGGUGUGGGCACUGACGGAGCAGAGGGCCCUCCUGUACCGGGAGGGUGUGAGCAGCUUCUGUCCUGAAGGGGAACAGUGGAAAUGUGAUAUUGUCAGUGAAAGGCAAGCUCUGGAGCCUGUCUGCAUAACUCUCGGAGAUCAGCACACACUCUGGGCCCUGGACGUUCAUGGGAAGCUGUGGUUCAGAACUGGUGUGAUUCCCAAGAAGCCCCAAGGGGAUGAUGAUCAUUGGUGGCAGGUGAGCAUCACGGACUAUGUGGUGUUUGACCAGUGCAGCUUGUUCCAGACCAUCAUGCAUGCCACACACUCAGUAGCAACAGCAGCCCAAGCCCCUGUGGAAAAGGUCGCAGAUAAAUUGCGCAUGGCGUUUUGGUCUCAGCAGCUUCAAUGCCAGCCCAGCCUCCUAGGGGUUAACAAGAGUGGUGUGUGGAUCUCCUCUGGGAAGAAUGAAUUCCAUGUUGCUAAAGGAAGUCUUAUAGGAACUUACUGGAAUACUGUUGUUCCCCGGGGAACAGCUUCUGCCACAAAAUGGGCCUUUGUGUUGGCUUCUCCUGCUCCCACCCAGGAUGGAAGCUCCUUAUGGCUAUGCCAGAGCAGUAAAGACCUGUGCAUCAUCAGUGCCCAGAGCACACAGUGCCGCCCCUCCACAGUGCAGCUGCCUCCAGAUGCAGAGAUGAGAGCGUAUGCUGCCUGCCAGGAUGCGCUAUGGGCCUUGGACAGCCUUGGACAGGUGUUCAUCAGGACACUUUCCAAGAGCUGCCCCACAGGCAUGCACUGGACGAGACUGGACCUUUCCCAGCUAGGAACUGUGCGACUGACCAGCUUGGCAUGUGGAAAUCAGCAUAUCUGGGCCUGUGAUUCCAGGGGUGGGGUUUACUUCCGUGUUGGAACCCAGCCUCUGAAUCCUAGCCUGAUGCUUCCAGCCUGGAUCAUGAUUGAACCACCUGUCCAGCUUGCUGGGGUCACAUUGGUCAGCGUCCAUUCCAGCCCCAAUGACCAGAUGUUGUGGGCCCUGGAUAGCAGAUGGAAUGUGCAUGUGCGGACGGGAAUCACUGAGGAGAUGCCUGUGGGGACAGACUGGGAGCACGUGCCAGGAUUGCAGGCCUGCCAGUUGGCCCUGAGUACCAGGACUGUGUGGGCCCGCUGUCCAAAUGGUGACCUUGCCCGCCGCUAUGGCGUCACAGACAAAAAUCCUGCUGGGGACUACUGGAAGAAAAUCCCAGGCAGCGUGUCCUGUUUCACAGUAACUUCAUCAGACGAGCUGUGGGCAGUGGGCCCCUCUGGCUGUCUCCUUCAGCGACUGACAAAGACGUUCAGCCAUUCACACAACAUCCAGAACAGCCAGGCAGCCACCUCCCACCCUGAGGAGCUGGAGGACGAGUGGGAGGUCAUCUGAAGGAGCCCAGACAGCCAGUGAAAGGAGGAAGCCGGGUUCUGUGAUGGAGGCCACUACCUCCCAGUGGCUCACGUAUGGACAUGCCUCAUCCACCAGGCUGGACACCCCACACUUGUUUUCAUCUGUAUUUGUUUUGGUCUCAUUACAGAACUCACAGCCUUAGCCAUGUGCUCGGAACUGUCACUGUAGAGCAGCACCUUUGACAUCUUACCAAGGUCACCUCCAAGUGGGACAGUGGCUGCUGCUCAGCUGCAUGCACUAGUUAACUGUGCACCACAGUAAAUUCUUAUCAGCAACUACGGGGCCUGGUGUGAGCCAAGAGGGACACCACCAGAGGCAGAUGGCUCAAAGCCAGGAAGAGUUGGGCACAUGUCCAUACCAGAACCCCAGACCACAUGGCCUGCAGGUCAGAGCUUGCAGCCACUAGAUGUGUUUGGUGGCAGUGUUAACUUUAUCACAGGGGUCCCUCACUUCUCUCCUAGAGAUACAGGCCACAGCGCACAUCCCACACUGGAUAUUCCAGGUGGGAAAAUAUCCAUGCAGGAUGAGGUGCGGGGCUGUGUUGGGUAGCAUGCACACACCCUAGCCUCGUCAUGUUGCCCACACUCAGGGUAGCUGCCCACCCCCCUCCCACCUCGACCAAUACAACAGCCAAUGGGUGCAGACAGAGUGCAGGUGCCCACAUGGUCCAUGUAGUCCAGCACAGGGGUGCUGAGCUAAUCUAGAGACAUCUUUGGGUGACACUUGACUAGUGUGCUUGUAGGUGUCCUAAAGCCAGGCUCUUCCUCAAAAGAUGAAUCUAGUAAUUGCCUUUUUGUUUGUUAUGUUACAAACCUGAAUAAGAUACCUCACUUAAAAUCAAAUCUCACAAAUUAGAAGAUAAAUGUAUCUUAGAACAAUGAAGGUCUUUUGUUCCUUCAUGCGGUUUAUCCUAAGCCCACCUUGUCUGGCUAUAGCUUUGCAGGGGUGGCCAUCCAGUAUCAUGUCCUCAGCCCAAGAGCAGCCGGUGUCUGCAGUGGCUAUAGCAUUGACUCCCCAGUGGCUGCUGGAAUACAGUGCCUCUGCUCACAGUUGCCAUGUCCCAUCGAAGUGGUUGGGACAGAGCAUCUGAGGUUCAAGGGCAGGCUACCCACCGUGUGUCCUUCCCUGAGCCUGCUGCCCACCCCACCCACCAGGCCCCUGUCACUGCUCCAGACUGGCUGCCUUUUUUAGCCUGCCUGGUCCAGGCAGUUACUUGAUGUCUGUUUUCUACUAAGCAUGUGUCAGGGCCCCAACAGUAACGAUGCAGAGGCUUCCGGAUCUCAGCAGUGACGAGCUGCUGGGAGCUAUGGCUGUACUUCAUUUUAUAGACACCUUUUUAAGAGUUCAGUGACAGCAGGGACAGCCCCGGGCGGGCUCAUCCUCUUCUGUGAAUGGUACGCCUUGCCGGGCUCCUCGCCGUGGCAGCACUCCCUAAGCCCACGGACAACAGUGCAGUUAAACCCAGGCUAACUUGGACACUCCUAGACCAGUUUUAGCUCAGUGCUUUGGGCGAUUGUCUUCUUGGUUUUAAAUUUUAGUUGUGCUUUGAGAUCAUGCAAAAUCUUACUUUUUCCAACUGUUGAGUCUGAUGAGUGAGCUGGGAGGCCUGCAGUAAGCCCAGCAGCCCAGCCACACUGCAGCAUAGCGCCACUGCCUGGGUGGUUUGAAGCGGCUGGUGUAGACAGUACAGCGGGCAGCACCAUUCCACAGCAACACACACCCUCUGGCAGUCCUAGAGAGAAUGCCCCAAAGAAGACAGAGUGAAGGGCAAUCUCAAGACAUUAGUCUUUUGUUAUUGUUAGGAGUCAGUCUUUUGUAGCCCAGGCUGGACUCCAGUUCACCAUGUAGCUAGCCAAGGAUGGCCUUUGCUGAUCUUCCUGCCCUCCACCUUUUAAAGUUCUGGGAUUAUGGAUGUACACUACCAUGUCCUGCUAAAGACGUCAGAUUCCAUACAAAGAAGUCUAUGAGUGUAGCUCUUUCAGAAUCACCAUUGGGGUGUUUCUCUUGGAGAGACAGGGCAGCCCAUGUUACUGUUCAGGUCUCUCAGCUUCAUGUCCCUUCUCUAGAGCCCAGGAGGAAGAAUAUGGUUAGUCUCUCAACCUCAGAGAGGUUGGGUACCUUAUUCGCAGUCACACAGUGAACAUACACCAGGACCCAGCUUGGCAAAUCUGCUGACCUAUGCUGAUGCCACAAACUCCUGGAGUUGCCCCAGCAAGGGCCAGCAUGCCAGGUGGGGCCCAGACCAUGGCAGGACCUUCACCCCAGGCAGCCAGGCAGCCCUGUAGUUAGUCAGCACGGCAGCAUUCCAUGGCAUUGCAGGGGAGGAGCCAACGGCUGCUGUGCUGAGCCGCUCCUUCCACUGAGCAAGAAGCCUGCCUCUGCUUUCUAUACUCAGAUGAUGGGACAGCCACAGAAAACCCAUAUGGAGAUUUUACUUAUUCAAAAUGUAGAGCCUGUAAGUGAGAAAUCCUGUGUGGGGCUGGGGUAUGGCUUAGUGAUGGACAACAGAUCGAAAUCCCUAUCUGCGUAGGACUCUUGAGUAUGCCUGCGAUCUCAGCGCUCUGGAAACUGAGGCAGGAUUGCCCUAAGUUCCAGAGUAGCCUGGACCACAAAGAUCCUGUCUCAAAAAAAAAAAAAUCUGAAUUUAAGAGUAAACAAACAGAGAGUCAUGAUUGCCACAACAUUGGCAUCCAUGUCAAACUUGUCCAGACCAGUAGGAACAAACGCAACACAAAGAUGGACAAAGGAGGUGAAGAGGCAGCUCACAGAAACAUCCUCCAAUGGGAGACCCCAAAGGCAUAGCCUUCUGAGAAGGCCUCUGGGGGGUCCUCAGUCCAAAACCCUAACACUAAAAAUGCCGUCUCUGAAAAUUAGUCAAGGACAAAACUAGAGCUGUGUAUGUGGCACAGUGGUUCAGGCCUUCCCUGGCACGCAGUCCCUGGCUUCAGUUCCCAGGAGGCAACAAAUAGAACCAAGCAGGGAGGGUGCCGCUGUCUUUAUGAGCUUGAGUACAUGCCUGUAAUGGCACAGGAUAGAUGUCAGCAGAGCGUCCUGGAGGGUCCCACAGGCGAUCUAGGGUGGUGUGAAAUCCUUCUGGCCUCUCAGUGCAGUACUGUUUACAGGUAGAGAACACUGCAUGGUGGGGCUCUGUGUGCUUCACUCUUUAGGAGGCGCAGAGAGAGACAAGUUCUCACUUGGGACAAACAGCUGGCCAGUGAUUGUUUCCAAGUCUGUGUCUUUUUUUAAUUCUUUGAAUGUUGAGCCAUGUAAAUGUAUUAUUUAUUUCAAAAUUAAAUAAAAUUUACAUGUAGAAACU
Mastomys coucha (southern multimammate mouse) is the source of this 8162-nucleotide messenger RNA. RefSeq names its product tectonin beta-propeller repeat containing 2 (gene Tecpr2). Bases 512 to 4825 code for a protein of 1437 amino acids. The transcript is spliced from 20 exons. Gene Ontology annotation, molecular function: protein binding. The record is from RefSeq and is a predicted model, not a curated record. NCBI's taxonomy places the organism in Eukaryota, Metazoa, Chordata, Mammalia, Rodentia, Muridae.